UCCAUUGCAUUUCAGAUAACCGUUUCCUGGUUAGAGAAAAGCAGGGAUACAGAUCUGAGCGUUUCACAUGUAAACACAUUUUUGCGGAUCUAAAGAGGAAUAAACAUGGGGAAACGAGUCGCUGUGCUUCACUGGCUUAUGCUCACACUGGGACUAGCUGCGGCUCAAGCAGAGAAAGCAGCGGAAACUCUGCCCAACUGGCUUACAGGAAUCAUUGCCGUUGGUGUGUUCCUCUUUCUCAUCUUCAUCGCCUUCCUCGUAAACAAAGCAUGGUUUGAAACUCCAAGCAAAUCAGAAGCAGUCAUUCCCAAUGAAUACGCCAGGACCAAUGGAUCAUCAACCUAUGAAUCCAGCCUUGACGCUAUCAGGAGCAGCGACGCAUAUGAGAGCGUGAUCGUUCACCAAACUGACGAAAAAGUGACCGCAAUGUGAUUUCAAGGAAUUAGCAGAGUCAGCACAACAUGUUAACCUUAAGUUCACAUUUUAAUAGCUGUCACAGCUCUUUCUUGUAUGAAAGUUUAGCAGUGAUUUUUGUAGAUUUCUUUACUAAUAAUCCACGUUUAUUCUAUAAAGGGCAUUUGUUGAUGUACCCAUUUUGAACAUUAAAAAAUAUUAGACAUUCAGUAUCUUACAGAUAUUUGUUGUGCAAGCCUCUUUAAAAAAUAAUAAAAAUCAAUAUACCUUUUGGACGUUAGCUAUUUUAAUGUUUUUGAAGUACGUGUCUUCUGCUGCACCAACGAUGCAA
Molecule: messenger RNA, 745 nt
Organism: Pimephales promelas (fathead minnow)
Lineage: Eukaryota; Metazoa; Chordata; Actinopteri; Cypriniformes; Leuciscidae
Gene: pdzk1ip1
Product: PDZK1 interacting protein 1
Source: RefSeq, a predicted model, not a curated record